ACAGUACAAUAAGGCGGUCCGUAUCGCGGGUGUUUUCAUAUGGGUAAUAAACACUUCUCCGGCAUUGGUAUUAUGAAACAUUUAGUAUGUUUUUUCCUUUUGUAAACAUUAAGAUAAAUAUUGAAACAGCUGUUAGUGGGAAAUAAAGUUUUGGAGCAUGAGCUGUAGUGUAUAAAUGUGUGAGCUGCUCGGGAUAUGGCAGGAGUUUUGGCGCGGCUUGUGACUGACACAGAUUAGUCGCUUUCACACAGUCUGAGUGUGUGUUCGCACGUUUUCCAUUUCAGUUGUGUUUCAGUUUCACCAGGAAAAGCAGUUUGAAGGCUCUGCUGGGUCAGAAUGCUGGGAAAUGAGUAUGUGUUUCAGAUGUCAGGUCUGAAGGAUCUCCAGCAGAAAGCAGAGCUGCUUCGGGCCAUCAGGAAGCUCCAGGGUCACUACAUAGGAGGAUCUGUUUAUAAAGAGGCAAUGACGCAUCUCAUCAUCACUCAGCCGUUAGCCAGCGAGAAGUUCCUUGCAGCAUGCGCCGGAGGGAAAUGGAUAGUGACUCCCCAGUUUGUUCUGGACAGUGUAAAACACAAAGCAUGGCUACCUGAAGCCUCAUAUGAGUUAAACCUCACAGCUAACGUUAAGGCCACUGUGAUUGCAAACCCUCUUCAGAAAUGGAGGGAGAAAGUUGCCCGAGGCAUCGCGUCUGGAGCUUUUCAGGAUUGGGUUGUUUAUCUUGAGAUUGAAGAUCAUGUUAGGAGAGCCAUGUUUGAAAGAAUACUGAAAGCAGGGAAGGCUGUGCUCUGCACUGAUAAAUGCACAGCCACACAAACUAUUACACACGUGUUAACCAAAGAUGGAUCCAAAACCUCUCGGAAACUUACUGCACCUUAUUUCAGCAUCAGCUACAUUGCAGAACAUCUCUUUGGGGCAGUGUGCUCGGGUUUGAACUGGUCCAUUAAUUUGAACAAACUGAGCCAGCAGGCGAGUUGUGUUCAACCGGAGGUCAUGGAGUGCAGUCCUAUAACAGUGGAGGAUGAACCAAUGGAUGUUACUGAUAAUUCCUUUCUUUUAAAGCUGGAGGAAACACUUAAAGACUACAUCACCAGAAUGGAGGUGCAGAAAAGAAAGUUACUGAAAGUCCCUGGAUUUUAUAACUACUACACUCCCGUCUUUCCAACACAGGUCACAGUGGUGGAUUUCAGUAAUGUUCAGAGCCUGGUGGAGUGCGGGCUCUUCCCACAGGCCCUGGAAGAGGUGCAGGGGUGUCUGCAUCCCGGCGUGCUUCCUCCAGUCUCAGUGCUCCACGUGUGCAUGCAGCACGCACUCCAUGGUGAAGCAGAGCCGUACUUUCUCAGCAUGUUCAGCAUUGUUCUGAACGACAUCCUGUGUAAUAACCCUACAUGGAGCUUUCCUGCAAGUGUCAAGUACUUCUUGCAGAUCCUGCAGUGUCCACAGUGUGCGACGGGAGUGUGGCCGCUCCUGCAGACUUCUGUGAGGUUCUGCUUGGGGAGCACAGCGACCUGUCACCCACUGCCUAGCCCCGCCUCAACAGAGCUUCUCCAUUUCCAUGGCAACCUGCAAGCGUUCAUUCUCAGGCUGUUUCAGCUGGAGCUGCACGCCACAGCCUCAGCUAGGCGGGCGGCGGGCUCGCGGGGCUCCGUGCUCUACAGCAUGUUCUGGAACGUGUGGGAGAAGACGACGCUGAGCUCCAGAGCCCUGCAGCAGCUGGCUGAAUUGCUGGUGGAAACCACACUCUGGGCUCUUCACUCCUCUCAGGAGUGGAGGCUGCAAGUGUUGGGCACGCUGCAGGAGAUUCUGGCUGUAGUGGUGGAGUACUGGGCUCAGGAGCACUCUCGGCUCAACAACCGGAUGGUGGAGAAAGGCUUUCAGGACCUUGCAGAAUACAUGGCUAUCCUGUGCCAAGACCUCCGUCCAGAUGCUCUGAGGGAGCUGGUUCCUGCCCUCCCAUCUCACCGGCUCAGGAUGCUCACUGCUGAUGCAAUCUACAGAAACAUCUGCACUAGGAACGGUCUUCUCAUCCGCUCAGAGCCGCUCUCCCUCCACAAGAUAGUCUUCUCCUAUCUUAAGGCCCUGGGGCAGUUGUGUGGGCGCAAGCCGAGGCAUUCUUCCGAGCACCAGACUGAGAGGACCGUCUCACCCAGCUCAGACAGUCAGGGUGCAAGAGAAAGAGAGCGUGUGGGUGGCUCAGGCUUGGCGAAGGACAACAUGCCAAAAGGCUUCCAUCGAGUCAAUUCUGCAGGGGAGACACUCCUGCAUCGAGCCUGCAAGAGGAACCAGCUGGAGACGGUGCUGCAGAUCCUCAGUCUGCCUGGAGUGGAUGCCAAUGUUAAAGACCAUGCAGGCUGGACUCCCCUUCAUGAAGCAUGUAACCAUGGCAGCAGAGAGUGUGUGAGGGCUCUACUGCAGCACUGCCCCGGCCUGCAGCUGGACAGCCAGGUAGAAGGAGUGAGUCCACUGCACGACGCCUUGCUUAACCAGCACAUGCACAUCGCCAAGAUGCUGCUGCGCCAUGCCGGUUCUGUGCUGUUGCAGUUGCGUGAUAGUUCUGGUCACACUCCUUUGGACCUGGUUUCCUGUGCGGCGCUGCGUGAGGAGCUCAUACGCUGCGCUGAAGAAGGAGACACAGCUCUGGCAGUCCAGAGGUCUGAGGUGAGAGACAUGGCCUUUGUGGAGACCUGCUCAUGUCUCCUCAGCUGCCUCCUCCUCACCUAUUUAGCGGAGCAGCACAUCCCCUCGUAUGAAACUGCAGAGCCAGAGCUGGAGCUCAGUCCGUCUACAGCACAGACACUGCUUAGCCUGAACCCUGAGACACUAAGCUCACACUGGGGUAACUCUACAGCAGGGGCCCUGGCCCAUGACCUGAGGACGCUGAUGAGUAUGGAACAGUAUGUGCUGCAGCUGAGUCCUGCGCUAACACACUGCCACGGGACACACACCAGUCUGCUCAUCCAGCUGCUGAAGGACCUGCAGGCUGAGGGGACAGCUCUGCUCAACGGCAAGCCUGAACUGUGACUGUGCUUCCACACUUGCAAAGAGCUAGUAGUUCUCAUUAAAUUGUUGAUGGGACCAAGGGAAAUAUCCAGUCUUUCUGUCACGAUUGUAGAUAAAAUAGUGUAAAUAUUAUUAUUAUUAUUAUUAUUAUUAUUAUUAUUAUUAUUCUAUUGUGUUAUACUUAAGCUCUGCUUACACUAGUCUAUACUUUCCACUCUGACCUUGAAUGUUUCAUCUUUUUUUUUUUUUUUUUUUUAAAUAAAAAAUCCUUUUUGCACUUUUGCUACGUGGGAAAUUAAGAAGUUAAGAAGUUAAUCUCUAUUUUUGUAAAGUGUACAAAUUAGUAAGAGACAACAGUCUGCAAUAAAUGUAGAGAUUCCGCUAGA
Molecule: messenger RNA, 3383 nt
Organism: Pangasianodon hypophthalmus (striped catfish)
Lineage: Eukaryota; Metazoa; Chordata; Actinopteri; Siluriformes; Pangasiidae
Gene: slf1
Product: SMC5-SMC6 complex localization factor 1
Exons: 19
Coding region: 337-3018 (893 amino acids)
Biological process (GO): positive regulation of double-strand break repair
Molecular function (GO): protein binding
Source: RefSeq, a predicted model, not a curated record